Penicillium argentinense is the source of this 3633-nucleotide messenger RNA. RefSeq lists its product as uncharacterized. NCBI's taxonomy places the organism in Eukaryota, Fungi, Ascomycota, Eurotiomycetes, Eurotiales, Aspergillaceae. The coding region runs from base 1 to 3633 and encodes 1210 amino acids. The transcript has a single exon. The record is from RefSeq and is a predicted model, not a curated record. Gene Ontology annotation, molecular function: protein binding.
AUGGAGUCCAGUUCGGAGAUGAAGCAGGAGCCAUACCGGCAGGGAGCAUAUCGAACCGAGGCACAGAGAGUUGGGCCACCGGGAGCAAAGUAUGAAACAUAUCAGAGACGAUUUUGGAAGGACUGGGGAUAUACGUCGCGACCGGGAAAAUGGGAAGACUUUACAAACACUGCUCCCUUUACUCAUGUCAGCGCGCCCGAGUGGCCCCCACGCGCGACUGUCGAAGGGAGAGCAGAGAUGGACCUGGGCCGUUCUUUGUCCGAUAUAGAUGCGAAGCUGGCAUACGAUGUAUGGAAGAAAGCGGACGACCUCCUCGAGACGGCGUGGAGACGCAGCGGCAACCGCGGCAGUCCCAAUGCAAACGCAGAGGAGCCGGCACGCAACGUCUACGAGCAUUUGCUUUGCUUUGGGGACCUCCCAGUCGCAUACAAAAAUGCGAAGGUGGAUUUCGAGGGGCAAGGGCUCACUCAAAAAUUCGACACCGAGAGUAUGGUUCAAGCCGUGUACGAGGACAUUAUAGAGGACAGCCCUCUCCGGGGAAUUACCAAAUGGAGCGAGGAAGCAAUCCGAGCAGAGAUCGCCGAGAGACAGCUUCCAGGAGCGGGAACUACCCUCUAUCAACUGCGAGAAGAACUAAUCAUGGACGAACUCAACGAACACUGUGGUGUUAUGCCCACAGGAGGGAACUUGCUGAAUGGGAAUAUUGAAAGCGACAAGAGAUAUCUCCUGCAGCCGGCGGAAAAGUCGGACAUGACCGUCCUCGAUAUGUAUACCUUUGCGAUUCAUCUGAGUCCGUACAACCCAACAUACUGGGUUAGUCGUGCCUACUGUCAUUAUCAACAAGGCUACUUCGACCUGGCGAUUGGCGAUGCCUAUAAAGCACAGAUCCUCUGCAACACUGUCGAACAGAUGGAGGACCGCAGAGAGGUGGAUGGGCUCUAUUCUAUGAUCUGGGGUUCCCUCGAGAAACACGUCCUGGCAGACCCCAAAGACGACAAUAACCAUUGGAGAGAGCAAGUUAUGCGCAUGAGACAGCACCAGGGCAUUAACGGAUUUAUCUCACUGAUGCAGUUCUGCUUGCUCAAUAUCAUUUGUCUCAGUCUGAUGGCAAUGAAUUGCUGGGACGACUAUGAGUCCUAUCAUCGACAACUGAGCACCCGAUUUGAACGCCGACACAUUGACAUCUUCUUUGCUGAUGUUCGAAAGGAGACCUCGAGAAAGGCCCGGAAGGCAUGGAGGAAGAAGAAGAAGCAACACGGUGUUUUCUGGCAAGAGAAACACGCAGGCGCCAUCUCGGCACAGGAGAAGUACCCCUAUGAGGAGGGUGAUGCUGUGGAUCUUUACCCCGAUCGACAAAAGUUCCUGCAACUGCUCAGCGAGGAGGUCUUUCAGCACAAAGGGGAAGGACUUACGGUGCCGUCUGAUGUAUGCCAGGCGGGAUUUACACCAGAGACGCAUGGAAUCGGCGUGAUUGCGAAGAGAACCAUCAAGAAAGGAGAGCUGAUUCAUUUCGAAGAACCAGUAAUCCGCAGCCAUCUGGCACCAAUGCGAUUGGAUAAGGACCAAGAAGAUGAUAUGAUGCCUCGAUGUGAGAACUGUCAUAUAGUGACGGAUCCUACGGAAAACAGGACGUCAAUCAUCACGUGGAGCGAUAUAUCAGAUGCUCGGAAUGUGCCAGUUGAAUGCGCUUGCCACUUAUACAACUUGAAUAGGUAUGGCGGUCCAAUGGGGUUGCACUUCUGUCCUUCGGACAGGCACAAUCCGUGUUGCCAGGAGAUUGCAUCCAAGCUAUAUCACUUCGAUACCUGUGGCAGAAGUUGGUACUGGCUGCAUAACUGCAUGCGUCUUGAAACUUGGUGGUGGGGUGACAAACAGUAUUUCUCCCACAGCAAUGAAGUCCACGGCACAUACCUCAGCCUGCUUAUGAGGAGCGUCAUUGAAAUCACACUCAAGCGCCGGCUUGUCGAAGAAACAGAUCUCUCACCGCAUCAAAUCAGCGAACUUCUUAUUCUGGAUGGUAACAGCAUGACGUGGCGCGACAGUUGGUUCCCAUUUACAAUGGCGGCCAAUAUUAUCGUUCCGUUCGACAUCCUCAAAUACAUGGGCGUGAACAUCUUUCGCGAUCUUUCCUUCGACACUUGGACUCUACAGAUCGUCCUGCGCAAACUACUUGCUAACGCCGUCCCUUGGGAUCUAAGACGCCGUGAUGACCAUGAUAUCAUAACCACCUGGGACGAGUCGAAACGCAUGCCAACCCCCAGAGAACAGGAAAAGAGGCUCAACAAGAACCAGAGUUUUAGGAUGCUGGAUCCCGCAUUCGAAGACCUGUAUCUUUUUCCAGGGCUCAGCCUUUUCAACCAUGCCUGCGACACGAAGAACAAUGCAGAUUGGGGCUACGAUGAAGGAAUCCCUAAUCGGGUCCUUGUAUGGGCCACGAAAGACAUUCAAGCGGGAGAGGAGAUCAAAAUUCGAUAUCAACAUGACCCACUCGAAGCGAAGGACGCUGAGCGACUGUUUGGGUCAAAUUGUCAAUGCGGUCACAGCAAACAUGACAACCCGCCUGAAAGGUCAGAUGAGGAGCCAUCAUCCGACGAGGACGGCAAGGAUACCGAGAAAGACAAGAAGAAAGACAAGGAAGAUAUUCAGGGUACUCAAGGACAAGGACAAUCAUCUGGCCAAGGGGACAGUCAGCAGUUCGAACCCGCCCCAGCCACGAGCAGUGGGCAUGUCCAACACAUCGAACAUGCUGCCGCUCCAGCAGGGCAACCAAAAGAAACAAAAACCCUGGUACUCCGAGCGAAGAGAAAGGCGUCCGACAUAGGCGACGACAGCGACGUUGACGACGACUCAACAGGCGAUGACGAUCCACCACGGAGAGUGACGUACGUUGAUGAGCACGAGAAUGAAAAGACAUACACCGAAAAAGUCACUGUUGUUGACGGGCGACACGUCAUCACCCGCCUGUUGGCUCACGACGAGGAAAUGGAUGAUCAGUACAAGCGCAGGAAAGCUGGAAGCGCCCAUGUUUUUGUGAGUAUGGACGAACAUCACAGGGCCGUUCGGAGAAACAACUACAUCCCUCGUACCAGACAAAAAGCCGCAGAAGAUAACGCGACCUGGCUCAAAAGAGAACGAGAGUUGCUGAAAGCCGAACGAGAAGCAGCGAGGGAAAGAAUUAAAGAAAAACAAAAGAUUAACAAUAUGAAAAUUCGGACAUACAAAGUUCCCCGGAUUGCGAGAGAAAUUGGUGAGGAAAUCACUACACAGACAAUGGCCGAGCCCAUUUAUGUGGACGGGCUCGAUCGGCGACCUGAAGUGAGACCGUACAUGAAAGACAAGGCUAGAAUUGAAAAAGAAUGGAGAGAGGCAGCCCAAGAUGUCGGGACGCUUGCUCAUGCAAAUCAAUUGAAGGCGUUCGCGGCAGCGAAGCAGAUGGCAGCGCAGCAACAUGCACAGACACAGGCCAAAGGACAAGACCCUCUGGGGGGAACCCGCAAGUCCCCGAGUCGGCAGAGUACGAACCUGCCAGUGAGUAACCGGGGCGUUCGCCGUGUUGUUUUGGUGUUCGACUAUUUCAAGAUUGUUUGUCAGCUUUCUAUUAUUGCUGUUUUUGAAUCCUACUUCGAGUUUUGA